AUGUCAUCAGUCGACAAGAAUGUCAAAUUGAGUUGUUCAGAGAAGUCACAACAACAACUUGGAGAAGAUGAAAAUUUCUUAAGUGUUGAAGAGAAGGCAAAAUUAGUCGUGUGGAGUGGAAGACAACACAUGAAAGCGGUGUUUGACAGUGAAGUAGAUUGUAUGGGGCGUGGGAGUGCAAAAUUCUAUAAAACGAUCAGUCGCUGUGAUGGUGUUGUGAUAGUGAUAGACAGUACAAAUGGGUGUCGUUUUGGUGUGUUUGUAGCAGCAAAAGUCGAGAAGAAUGGGGAGUACAUAACUGACGAAAAUGCUUUUGUGUUUCUUCUUCGUGACAAUGGAAAAGAGAAAAUGAGAAAUUUUUAUCAAAGAAAAGAAAGAGGCGUUUUGUGUUGGUGUUUUGAAUUCAAGUUGUUUGUUCACAGCAGGUAA
Molecule: messenger RNA, 429 nt
Organism: Entamoeba invadens IP1
Lineage: Eukaryota; Evosea; Mastigamoebida; Endamoebidae
Exons: 1
Coding region: 1-429 (142 amino acids)
Source: RefSeq, a predicted model, not a curated record